Molecule: messenger RNA, 723 nt
Organism: Yamadazyma tenuis ATCC 10573
Lineage: Eukaryota; Fungi; Ascomycota; Pichiomycetes; Serinales; Debaryomycetaceae
Source: RefSeq, a predicted model, not a curated record
AACAACAACAAUGUCUGAACAAAGUCCAAAGGAGGAAAAGGGAGAUACCCAUAUCAACUUGAAGGUAAGUGACGGAUCAGCCGAGAUCUUUUUCAAGAUCAAGCGUUCCACGCCCAUGAGACGAUUGAUGGAAGCGUUUUGUAAAAGACAAGGAAAAGCCAUGGACACCUUGAGAUUUUUGGUGGAUGGUACUAGAGUUGGGCCUGAUAAUACGCCAGAUGACUUGGACUUGGAGGACGGAGACUUGAUUGAGGCUCAUAGAGAGCAGGUUGGUGGAUGUGCUUAGGGCCGGUUUGGUGGACCGCUGAUACGUGUAUAAUAAGUAGUUCAAUGAAGGUCACACUCCAAAGUGUAGAGGCGAGGAAGAGGAAGAGGAAAAGGGAAGGGGAAAAGAGAGGGCGACAGAUAUGAUGCAUGAUGCAUGAUGCAUGAGACAUGAGAGCUGAGACACAUGAGAGCCGACAGAGAUGGCAGUUGUCAGUUUUGGGAGCUGUCAGACAUGAAAGCUAUAAGACAUAAAUGGUGGAAAGUGGUAAUUAGCAGGGCUGGCGGUAGCUGUCUGGUAGGAUGGAGCCUAGGGGGAUCCAGCGGGGCGCCCAUCUCCGUCCGUCACCCCUUUCCUUAUCAGUUCGCCACCAGGAAGAUGGUUAGCGCACGCGGUUGCGCUCGUCCGUCAGUAUAUAAGCAUCGGGAUUCGCCCUCCUGUCAAACAUCUCUAAUAUG